UUGUGUUGAUGCUGAAUAUGCGCCCGCGAGCUGAGUGCACGUGUGUACGACAGCUGAGGACAUACUUGACAAAUAUCACCCAAACAUCGUUAUUUACGCCAUUUUUCACCAUCAUUCUCGCCCUAACGAUGUAAGAAAGCGACGAAAAAGACUCAGUAUGUCUAAGGAGGUCCCAGAAUCGCUGAAACAGUUUAUCCGGGCUCUACUAUUAUCCGCGAAAAAUGGCGUUAAACAGACUCGGUUCAUAUCUGAGUACAAAACAUACACAGGCGAAUCUAGCUUGAAUUUCCAAGAACUGGGUUACCAAAGCCUCUACGAGUUUCUUUUAGCCAUCCCUGAUGUUGCCAGGGUUAACUAUUCACCUAAACAUUGCGAGAAUUUAGUAUUUGGGGUUGCGCAAAAGGAUGUUUAUGCGUCGGACCACGCUAAGAAAGCUUCCAAAAAGUCAACCGGAUUGCCUCCUAGACCACCGUCGCAAUGGGAAAAGAAAGAAAACAACACUACUAAUAGCAAGAAAUCCGGUGCUAAAGGUGGCAAAACGUCGAACAGUCUGGUGAAUUCACAAAGAUCAGUAAAUAUUAGCACGAAAUCACUUAAAGUAACUGUAGAUUGUUCCUCUGGGAUCCAGAUUUCCCCCAACGCUAAAGGCUGGUAUGGGGUGCUUAUAUCCAAUCUGCCAGAGCCUUUUACAGAGGAGGAUAUAAAAGGACUCUUUUCCAAGUUUGGAACACUAAAAGAGGCAAAGAUAGUUCAAUUGGAGACAAGCAGGAAAUUUGCGUUUGCCAAAUAUUCUGAGCAUGAUGCUGCUGUGUCUGCUUUACUGGAAAUGGAUGGCUAUGUGAUCAGGGGAUCCCAACUGAGGUUAAAACCAGCUACACAAAAGCAAGCACCACAGACCACAGCCCAGCCAAGUAGUUUAUUCAACACAUCCAAAGCGAAUAUGCAAAAAGUAGUCAAGGAGCUUAAAAAAGUGGAAAUCUCUGGUAUACAAUCUUCAAACAGCAAUGACCCAAAGUGCUUUACUGUUAUUGUUAGAUUUGCGAAACCUAUAAAAGGGAUAACAGAGGUUGAGCUGUAUCAAAUCUUCUCUGCCCAUGGAUCCGCUACGAAGAUAGAAAAAUAUGACAGCUAUGCCAUACUCGGGUUUGACACGGUGGAAAAUGUAAUAGGUGUUCUUCAACACAAGCCAUACUUUUACAACAAGAUCUUACUGACAGUUGAGCCCUGGACUGAAAGCUCUGCACCAAUUAGUCCCCAGUCUCCAAGGCAAGACCAGGCCACAGGCUUCAGUUCACUGGGCACCACAGUAGCUCAGCCAACUGUCCCUACAAGAAGUGAUGUGAAAGAAAUUUUAUUGACUGAUAAAGCAAGGAAAAAUUCCAACAGUUCGUCCUCAAGUUUUGGCGACGCUGGAUAUAUUUCAGGCAAUGGUAGCAGGGACUCCAACCCAGCAUUGAAUACAGUUACCCCUAGCCACCAAGGGUUACCUGGCAACCAGAUACCUGAGACAUCUUAUGUAAUUCAGAAUGAAGAUGUUGAAGCUAAAGUUUUGCUGACUGUAGAUGAGAUGGACAUUAUGUUGAAGACAAGUGGUCAAAAAGGAUUUAGAACUUUUGAAAAUUUCCCCAAUGAGAUAAAUGUGCUGGUCACAGAAAUUGUUGACAGUUGCCACUUUUGGGUCAUCGUAUCUGAUGGGAGUGGUAACUGGGACAAAUUGGAGAAGUUACGAGAGGAGUUGCAGCGUAUUGAAGUGAAGCCAGGACAAGCAGACAAAUAUUGCUUAGGGGCUGCUAAAUUUAGUGAUGAUAACCUUUGGUACAGGUGCUUUGUACUUGAUAUGUCGCCUGACAGGCAGCGCGCCAAGGUUCUUUACGCUGAUUAUGGCAACUCUGAAUGGGUGUCAGUGCAAGACUUCACCCUCCUUGACAAGUCCUUCUGGUCUCUCCCUCCCCAAGCUCUCCCUGUUCGUCUCGCAGGUCUUGAGCCAGCCUGCCCACCAGGCAAAAACUUGAGUGAUGGUGGAGUAGAGCUAAGUCGACUAAUUUGCAACAAGGCUUGCAUGGCAAGGAAACACAAGAACACCACACUCAAUCUGCCCCAUAUACUUGAGGUAGAUAUCUUUGUGGACGGCCAGUGUAUAAAUACCCUGAUGGAGUCUAGAGGGUUUGCCCAAGGAGUCAAGAUAUCAAAAAGCAUGUUUAAGAGGACGAACAUGACACAAAUCAGCAUUACUUGGGUUUAUGGCAUUGAGAAAUUUCUAUAUCAAGAAGUGAGUGAACCUGCAAAGAGAGAGCUUGAGCAAAUAAACAAGGAGUUGAAAGCUAUCCCCCUCACAGAGCAGCUGUUUCCUCAAGUGGGUUCCCUCGCAUGCUUGCUACUUCCUGGUGGAGAAAGGGCACGUGUCAAGAUAGUGGGGCUUCAGGGUGGAUUCCAUAAUGGCAUGAUGUUUCCAGUGAUCCAGGCAGAUGUCCUCUUGAUCGACUUAGGCUGUAUGAAGAAAGUGCAUGUAAAUAAGCUCCUUCGAAUCAACAACUCCUUGGCAAGCUACCAAGCGCAGGUCAGAUAUGGAACCCUCGCUGGUUUAAAGCACUUCCCUGAAGAACCAGGGAGGAGGCAAGGCAUGGAGGCGCUAAUCAAACAUCGGUUUAAGACGCUAGAAGCUUCAGUUGUGAAUUGGUUCCCUGACAUCUGUGAGCUAGAAGUGUUUGACAGUGAUGGCUCAAGUAUCAAUCUUGAGAUAGCUGAGUUGUUGAGAUCACAUAGGGAAAAUUCCAUCACCUCACAAACCAGCCUAGUGUCGAAUGGCCUGGACAAGUUAUCAGACAGAACAACAGAACGUCGCUUUUCUCAGAGCAGCGCGGGCAGCGAUUGGGAAAAGCCCGGGCCAACGAGCGGACCAAUGGCAUUGCCCUCAAUUAGCCAAUCAGAAACGAGUAACCAGACACGUGUUCACGAUGUAACCGAGCCAAUCAUUGUGACGGGAUCACCGCUACAAGCUGGUAGUGAUUUUUACAUGCCCCCACCCCCAAUGGAUUCUCCAGCAAUGGCCAGCCAAGGCAUGGCAGUGGCACAGAAGCAACCCCUGGACAACACUACCAAGGGUGGGAUAUCCAGAGGACAGCCAACACUCACUGUACCAGCGAGAACUAGCGUGGCAACCCAUCAACAGCCUAGGCCCCACACGCAACCUUCUGCUCAGUCCCGUAGUUAUGGAUUACCUCCUCAACAGCCUGGAAGUCACCCAGUCUUUGGUACUACAAGCGAGCAGCGUGGAUUACCUCCUCAACAGCCUGCAAGUCACCCAGUCUUUGGUACUACAAGCGAGCAGCGUGGAUUACCUCCUCAACAGCCUGCAAGUCACCCAGUCUUUGGUACUACAAGCGAGAAGCGUGGAUUACCUCCUCAACAGCCUGCAAGUCACCCAGUUUUUGGUACUACAAGCGAGCAGCCUAUAUUACCUCCUCAACAGCCUGCAAGUCACCCAGUCUUUGGUACUACAAGCGAGCAGCCUAUAUUACCUCCUCAACAGCCUGCAAGUCACCCAGUCUUUGGUACUACCAGCGAGCAGCGUCAAGGAGGUGGUGGACGGGGCUCGCCACGUGGCUCUCCGCAGCCCUUAGAGAAUAUCUACCAUAGAAAGCCUGGUCAAUCAAUCAGGGGCUUUCAACCGACUGGAGUGUCACAGACGGCACAACCUAUUAGCAGGGGUAGUGUGGGGAGUGGUUUACCCCCAAGGAACGUUAACAUGGGGUCACCUACAACGACAAUUGGACACAGCGAUCAACAUGUUUCUAGACCCUAUUCAGAAAAAAUACCACAGGCUCCCCAGCAAGCUAUUGAAAGCUCUAGACCAACACAAAACACUGGAACACCCAGCAGACUUGAUCAAAAUCCAGAUAGCCUCAACCCUAAAUAUUAUAAUGCUGCGCCGUUACCCGUAACUGCCGUGCGACAGGGGUUACCGGCAUGCUCGUCUGCUAUAAAUAGGGAGGCCGAGUGGAAAAAUGAGCGGGAAUUGCUGGUCAAGCGUCUUGAUGAACAGAGGACAAGGAUAUUCGUUCUUCAGGAGGAUAUCAGUAGGCAGUCAGACCUGGAGGUGUUGAAGGCGAAACUAGAGAAGCAAGUCAGAAUUACCACAAUUGAAAACGAGGUCUUGAAGCUACGUAAAGAGAUUGAACAGCUGGAGGCUUCAAAGGCGAGUCUACAACUGACACUGAUGAAGUAGAGUACGGACACAUCAAAGUUUAGAUGGAUGUUCAAGUUGUGAUAACUAAUGCUCUACAAGAAGUGUCGACCUAAGAGCAGAGUCUUAGAAUCGACUAGAAAGAUCUUGGUCAAGGGUUUUAAGAAUAUUUCUUUAAAAAGAGCGUCGACCUAAAAGCAGAGCUGUGGUCUCGUCUAGAAGGAUAUAGAUCAACGACUGAUCUUGGAGGAUGUGGAACGGAGAGUGGUCAAGAAGGAACGAGAAAUGGUCUGGAAGGAUCUAGAACAAGGCGUGGUUUAUAACGAUCUAGAACAAGAAAUGGUCUAGGUGGAUCUAGAACGACGAGUUGUCUAGAAGGAUCUAGAACGACGAGUUGUCUAGGUGGAUCUAGAACGACGAGUGGUCUAGAAGGAUCUAGAACGACGAGUGGUCUAGAAGGAUCUAGAACGACGAGUGGUUUAGAAGGGCCUAGAACGACGAGUGGUCUAGAAGGAUCUGGUACGAGGAGUGGUCUAGCGAGUACUAGAACAAGAAGUGGUGAGUGAUCUAGAAGGAUAUAGAACAAAGAAUGGUGUAGAACGAUCUGGAACUAGGAGUGGCCCAAGAACGAGAAUGUUGUCGUCGGCCUUACACUCCCCCUGUGAGAAGGGUCAUAAAACAUUCAGUGUAUUUUGUAAUGGGACCAAGAGUUAUGUUGUGGAUAAAAGGACGAAAAAAUGACAGGCUUUUGGAGAAAUGAUUGUUUUACUGUUUUAGCAGCUGAACUGAUGUUGAAUAUAUCGAUAUAUUCUCACAAAUAAAAAUAAGAAUAUUAUUA
Nematostella vectensis (starlet sea anemone) is the source of this 5021-nucleotide messenger RNA. RefSeq lists its product as uncharacterized. Gene Ontology annotation, molecular function: RNA binding. The record is from RefSeq and is a predicted model, not a curated record. Gene Ontology annotation, biological process: spermatogenesis. Bases 158 to 4225 code for a protein of 1355 amino acids. The transcript is spliced from 17 exons. NCBI's taxonomy places the organism in Eukaryota, Metazoa, Cnidaria, Anthozoa, Actiniaria, Edwardsiidae.